AUGCUCCGUGAAAAACCUGCAGGGCUGAACCUACAGUGUACCCUUCCUCCUUCCUAUGAGGAAUCUACUUCUGGCUCCGCAUCACGCGGAGCCCCGCACUCCACUAUUUCACGGAUAUCGCAUCUUGAAAUUAAUAAAACUUUUAUCAACCCUAUAUCACCCACCUCAGCUUCGUCCUGUGGAACAGCCCCUAUAUACGAGCUCUCUCACGAACUUGAUGCCGGCCACAGCGUCAUCUCCCUGUCUCGCCACCUCCCCAACCCAGGCCCCGCGUUGGAAACUAGAAGCAAACGUGUUUACUACUUCAGUCAGCCACCCCUUUCCGACGCCGUUGAGAUUGUUGGGAUGCGCCGUAGCUCGCUGCCUGGCACUUUAUAUCUUCAGCUGAAUCGCACACUCUUUCGCCAAAUGUGGGAGCUUUGGCAUCGCCCCUCCUCCAACGAGAAAAGCAAGUUACUCUUUCGAACGCGACCCACUAAAAAAGUGCGGAAAGCGGAUAGGCUACAAUGGGAAAACGGGGACAGAGAACUUGUGGCAGUGGAAACGCUGUCCACGAACGAGUCUGCGCCGGAUCUCCAUGUGGUCAAAGAUCUUGAAACCCGUAUGAUGGACUUGCUGGUGACGGCAUGGUGUGCCCAGAUUUGGAUUCAGCGGCAGGUGAGAAUUGCAGAGGUGAGAGAGCGAGAGCUCAGUUCUGGUAUGUCCUUUGGCGUAAUACCGGAGACUAAAAUGUCUUUAUACCAGCAGCAUACUGACUUAAUGAUAGUUCAUACAAGUUGA
Ophidiomyces ophidiicola is the source of this 780-nucleotide messenger RNA. RefSeq lists its product as uncharacterized. The transcript has a single exon. NCBI's taxonomy places the organism in Eukaryota, Fungi, Ascomycota, Eurotiomycetes, Onygenales, Onygenaceae. Bases 1 to 780 code for a protein of 259 amino acids. The record is from RefSeq and is a predicted model, not a curated record.